Messenger RNA from Balearica regulorum gibbericeps (East African grey crowned-crane), 1107 nucleotides. NCBI's taxonomy places the organism in Eukaryota, Metazoa, Chordata, Aves, Gruiformes, Gruidae. The record is from RefSeq and is a predicted model, not a curated record.
AUGUCGAUGGAUAUAACUUUCCUCGGCACAGGCUCAGCAUAUCCCUCUCCAACAAGAGGAGCAUCGGCGAUAGUGCUUCGCAGGGAAGGAGAGUGCUGGCUCUUCGACUGCGGAGAGGGAACUCAAACGCAACUCAUGAAGAGCCAUCUCAAAGCAGGCAGAAUUACCAAGAUUUUCAUAACUCAUCUUCACGGUGACCACUUUUUUGGACUCCCUGGCCUGCUGUGCACACUUAGCCUCCAAAGCAGCCCUGACGUAAACAAACCACCUGUGGAUAUUUAUGGCCCAUUAGGACUGCGAAACUUCAUCUGGAGGAGUAUGGAGCUCUCCCAUUCACAACUUCUCUUUCCAUACCUACUUCUGUUACCCUACACUGUUCAUAAACUGGUACCUACACAGGACCAGUGCCCCGCAGAAGAAUUCAGAGAGUUUUCUUACCUGGACAGAGAUGAAGUAUUUCCCCAGGGAGCACAAGGGAGAAAAAUCCACCUGGAUCCAGUAGAAAACUCUUACUUGCUGGUUGAGGAUGAGCAGCUGGUUCUGAAAGCGUUUCGCCUAUUUCACCGCAUUCCUUCGUUUGGUUUUGUGGUGGAAGAGAAAGCCCGGCCUGGUAAACUCAAUGUACAGAAACUGAAAGACCUUGGAGUUCAACCAGGUCCUUUAUAUGGGAAACUGAAGAAUGGAACAGCAAUCGUUCUAGAGAACGGAGUAACGAUUUCUCCUUCUGACGUCUUAGAAGACCCUAUUCCUGGAAGAAAAAUUUGCAUUUUAGGGGAUUGUUCAGGAGUGGUUGGAGAUGCGGCCAUGAAACUUUGCUGUGAAGCAGAUGUACUGAUACACGAAGCCACUUUGGACGACACCCAAGAGGAAAAGGCCAGAGAGCAUGGUCAUAGCACUCCAAAAAUGGCAUCGGAUUUUGCAAAAUCAUGUAAAGUUAAGAAACUGGUUUUCACUCACUUCAGUCAGAGGUAUAAACCGGCUGCUCAGAGAGGUGAGGGAGAUGCGGACAUCACCGAACUGAAGAGACAGGCAGAGUCCGUGUUAGAUGGUCAAGAGGUAACACUAGCUGAGGAUUUUAUGACAAUAGAAAUUCCAAUGAAAAAGUAA